Protopterus annectens (West African lungfish) is the source of this 2219-nucleotide messenger RNA. RefSeq lists its product as uncharacterized. Gene Ontology annotation, biological process: glycoprotein catabolic process; SCF-dependent proteasomal ubiquitin-dependent protein catabolic process. Gene Ontology annotation, molecular function: ubiquitin protein ligase activity. The annotation marks the transcript as partial. Lineage: Eukaryota; Metazoa; Chordata; Ceratodontiformes; Protopteridae. The transcript is spliced from 8 exons. The record is from RefSeq and is a predicted model, not a curated record. Gene Ontology annotation, cellular component: SCF ubiquitin ligase complex; cytoplasm.
UUUGUGGUGGUGUUGGUGGUAAUAAAUAUUUUGUAUCUUUCUAACAAAUUCCUUUUUUACCCAUUAGAUGGAUUUACUCAUUGGACAAAAACAGAUGCUGGGGAUGGAUGGAACAUUGAAAAUCAUCACUGUGUACUUACAGAAGCACCUUCAGAAAAAUGCUUUACAUCAUCAUACGGAUGGUGCUCUAAAAUACAAAUAGUUGAUCUUCUUGAGGAAGGCCUAUGGGAGGAAUUACUGGAUAUCCAUCAACCUGACAUCUGCAUUGCUGACUGGUAUUCUUGCCGACAUGACUGUGGAUGCGUUUAUGAAAUUAAGGUAAAUCUUUUGGCUGCAGAUAAGAAAACGGCAAUAGCAACAUUUAGAAAAAAACCUCCUCCCAUUCCUCAGUGGACUGUGCCCCAGUAUAUUAAGGUAUCUUGUGUUUUCCGGAACUAUGGACCAGGUGUGCGUUUUGUGAAGUUUUUUCAUAGAGGGAAGGACACUCAGUGGUGGGCUGGACAUUAUGGCUCUCGUAUUACAAACUCUACUGUCAUUGUCAGCCUGCAAAGGACUGAUCUGUUACCAGAUAUUGAAAUUAUUGAAAAAGGAUCAGCAGAGGAACCACAAAAGCAUGAUGAUGAUGAUGAUGAUGAUGAUGAUGAUGAUUAUCAAGUGGCACACCCAUUGAAUAACUACUGGAGCUCACUAGAAGAUGCUAGUGAAUCUAGUAGUGAGGAUUCAGAUGAUGAAUUUUAUACUGGAAAUUAUACAGAAGGAGAUUGUCGCUUGAGGAACACAGACUGGUGUACCUGCAGCAGCUGUGAAGCAAUGGACGAUAUUGCCAACUGUUACUGCUGUAAGGAAGUCAAAAAAAUCCUCCAUGUGAUGGAAGCUGAGACACCAACACCUGAUUGUAUUACAAAUCACCCUGGAUUUGAAGCCGUAUGCCUAAAUCAGUGGGUUUUGCACUGUGCAGCUAAUGGUGUUGGGUCAGAGGACUUGUGCUUGGAAGACCUAUCACUGCCAGAACGUUAUCGUUGUCUUUCUCAUGUGCAGUUUAAUCAGUGGUGCCAUCUGAGAAAGAAAAACAGAGUUCCACUGCCAUCAUGUGUUUUCCACAAGAUGCAGUCUGCAUUCCCGCUGCAAGAAGGAAAACUUCAUGAAUUUCCAUACAACUAACAUUGCAAGGAUCUUUGCACCCAUAGCACAGAAGCUCUGCAUCUACAAUAAAACCAACUAAUAGAAGUCCUGGCAUUUUAGGACAGGAAGCCAACUGACCUAUUUCCUUAGCAUAUAUUAAACUGCUGCAAAGUUUGUUGGGGAAAGUAUCAAUGGCCUUCUUGAACUAUAUACAUUUUGCAUUUACUGCGGUAUUUAAAUUUAAGCUAUGAUGCACUCUUGUGUUAAGUAAGAUAUGCAAUUUAAGGAUGAUUUUGAAAAUUUCCAAUUUGUAAGUUGAUAACCUACAUUGCUUGCUAAUAUAAAUUGAAAGAGGAGUGUAAAAUGAUGUUGGUUAAUUAAGCAAUAACCGACGAUGUGGUGUGGUAUAUUGAAGACUUACCCAUGGUUGGUGUGGUUUAGUCACGAGGGCAAAACCCGAGUGAUUAAAGCCAACUGUGGGUAAAUCUUCAAUAUACUACAACCACGGAGUCGGUUAUUGCUAUUAUACAGUGACAUUAUUUAAGAAAAAAAAUACUUUUGUUAAAUAAUGUCUUUGUAUAACAGGGCAUUACUGCUCUGCUGGUUGUGGUAUACUGCUUCCUUGUGUUGAUGUACUGCGCAUGCGUAUGGGACUUGCAUUCCCACGCAUACCCAGUACAUCAAUGCUUUAAAAUCGAAGCAACGGAGAAAAAGUCUCUGUUGCUCCGUUUUUUUUUUUUUUUUUUUUUUUUUUAUUAGUAUAUUGUGGGAUUUACAACGGGGACGCUAGUCAAUCAGCGUGCACGUUUUGGAAUAUUAAUGGGGGAGGGGUGUCAUUGUAUAAUUAGUUUUGUUUGUAAGUGUAAAGUCCAAAGGUGAGUAAUAAGUUGAAACUGACAAUCCAAGAUAUUAAAUGGCUACAUUGUGAAUGAAGCACUAUAUUCUGUACAACUUUUUCAUAUGAAUUGUAGAAAUAAACAUACUUUUGUAUUAACUAUAAUAAAAGUCAUUUAAACAAUGUCAGUUUAUGCAUUUACAGAUAUUUCACAUAGUUUGAACUUUUAAAGUAAAAUAAAAUAUUGUUUAAGGAAAGAAAA